Durotheca rogersii is the source of this 883-nucleotide messenger RNA. RefSeq lists its product as uncharacterized. The record is from RefSeq and is a predicted model, not a curated record. NCBI's taxonomy places the organism in Eukaryota, Fungi, Ascomycota, Sordariomycetes, Xylariales, Xylariaceae. Bases 199 to 669 code for a protein of 156 amino acids. The transcript has 3 exons.
AGCCAGAUCAGUACUUGGCCUUCGGACAGAAGCGCAUCUCUGCAACUAACCGCAGCACCGUUUCUAAGCUCACCACCAUUCGAAUACUAUCUUCGACUUCCCCGUCUACGAUUCGCAACCCGCCAAUCUUCCUCGCCAGACACUACCCGCCUCCAAUCUGGGCAUACGUACAGUGGUAGACGAGAGACCGCCACCAUCAUGGCCACCGCCGAGACCGUCGAGCUGGGCGAGCCCCACGCUCCCCGGGAGGAAUCCAUCAAAGUGUUCAACGAGAUCGAAGCCGACCUCAAGAAGACGCUGCUGCACAUGAAGCACACCUAUCUCAAGCACGAGCCCGAGUACUUCGCGGCGGUGCAGUCGCUGCCGGACGCGGCGCUGACGGGCUUCGGGGCCGUGGACCUGGAGCAAGUGCGGGUGGGCGCGUCGGCGUACGGCGUGCACCUGUUCGGCAAGGUGCGCAUCCCCGCCGCCGGCGACCCGCCCGCCUACCUGCACUUCCGCGCCUUCGUCGGCGGCGACGGCCACGACCGCCCCGGCGUCGCCACCCUCCACGCCAUCCACACCGAGGAGCGCCUCGUCCCCGCCGACGGCGACGGCGACGCCCCCGCCGACCGCCGCUACCGCGCCGUCUUCACCCGUGACGACCCCCUCGAGUGGUUCGAUACCUAGCCUGCUGCGCCGGAACGGGGACCGGUUGCGAGGGGGAGGAAAGGCGUGGUUAGGUUAGAUAUUAGGUAGUGAGGGAAGGGAGAGGGAGAGGGGGAGAUGAGAAAGUACCUACAACACGAAGAGAAAAAAAAACAGAUAUUGCUCAGCUUACACUGGGUUCUUCCCCUCCAUAACCUAACGCGAGGCCCAUUUAGUAAAGAAGCGCAUCGGGUAU